AUGUCUUCGAAUUCACCUCAACCGACCGAUCUGUCGAUUCCGUCGAUGGCAGACUGCCAUCUGCGGCUCAUGAUGCUCCUCCAUCAACAGCAACAGACCCUCCUACCGAUGCAGUUCGCGUCCUCGUUUGACGUGCCUAACCCCCUUCUUGGCCACACGUUCCCGAAUCUCAACCGAUUUCUCCUGCACGAGGACCCGAAGCCCCAACAUUCUUACAUAGGGCUCAUCGCCAUGGCGAUCCUGAGUUCACCCGAGCAGAAAAUGGUGCUCUCCGACAUCUACCAGUACAUAUUGGACAACUACCCGUACUUUCGGAACCGCGGACCGGGCUGGAGGAACUCUAUCCGACACAAUCUCUCGUUGAACGACUGCUUCAUCAAAGCUGGACGGAGUGCAAACGGGAAAGGUCAUUACUGGAGUGUCCAUCCUGCGAAUCUCGAAGAUUUCAGUCGCGGAGAUUUCCGGAGACGUCGCGCUCAGCGGAAAGUCAGAAAACACAUGGGACUCUCGGUGCCUGACGAUGACGAUAGUCCAUGCGCGAGUCCGUGUUCUCAACCCAUUCCCCCACCAGCCUUCACCCUGUGUCAGCCCUUCGCGGCGCCUGCGCUGCCGAGACGCACUUUCGACAUGGAGAGUCUCCUAGCACCGGAACCGAAAUUUCGUCCACCGGUUUGGUCGCCGUUGCUCGUCCCUCCGAAGAUUCUGGAUAUCGAAGCUCCGAAAACCGAGAACCGUUUGAAUUGA
This is a messenger RNA of Galendromus occidentalis (western predatory mite), 744 nucleotides long. RefSeq names its product forkhead box protein D1-like. Bases 1 to 744 code for a protein of 247 amino acids. Gene Ontology annotation, biological process: anatomical structure morphogenesis; regulation of transcription by RNA polymerase II; cell differentiation. The transcript has a single exon. Gene Ontology annotation, molecular function: DNA-binding transcription factor activity, RNA polymerase II-specific; RNA polymerase II cis-regulatory region sequence-specific DNA binding. Lineage: Eukaryota; Metazoa; Arthropoda; Arachnida; Mesostigmata; Phytoseiidae. The record is from RefSeq and is a predicted model, not a curated record.